AUGACCUUUAUCUACAUCGCCACCCAGGGCCCCAUUAACAUCCUGUACAGUCUUUACAGUAGAUGGUGGAUGGGCGACGCGCUAUGCACAUUUCUUUUCUACACAAUUUACACAUCCUCGGCGGCCAUUGUCCACGCUCAUCUCCUCAUCACCAUCAACCGUUUGUGGGCCAUCACGCAACCGGUGUCCUACAAGAAAUAUCAUAACACCGCUAUCGCUGUUACGUUGUGCGUGUUUAUGCUUUUGUACUUUCACGUGCAGCCGUUGUACGGUGUCGUGAUGGAUGGAGUGUCCCAUAGAAUGCCUACUUCCACAGGACAGUGCUUAAUCAACAUGGAGGCGCAGUGGGCAUGGGGAACCGCAACAGAGUUAGUGAACUUUACCUUCCCGAUUAUCUUCAUGGUGGGUUGUAAUGUGUUCUUGUUGUACCGGCGAAAAAGACGGUUUAAUGCGCGCAUCACCAUCACAACGUACAACACCAAUACGAAAACCAUGUCCAGUCAUACGGAGCACAAUUCCAGCAAUAUGCCGGUUGUGGGUACGAAGAAACCCCCAAAAGAGCCGAAACGGACGCUGGUCCUGCUAGUGUGCCUGACGCUGAGUGUGGUGAUCUGCUGGACGCCGGGUGUGUCACUCUUCACCAUCACGCUGCUGUUCAACGUGAAACUGCCGUAUUUGUGGCUGCAGAUUGGCGGGAUGAUGUUCUCCGCGCAAUCGGUGGUCGAUCCGAUUAUAAUUAUCUUAAAUAUGGAUAAGCUCCAGAAAAGGAUUUCAUGGACAUUCGUCCCGGUUAUGAAUACGCUGAUCCUGAUUUUGGCACUGGCAUUUAACGGUUUCUUAAUCAAUUUAUUCAUCAUGACCCGCAAUCUCCAUACCGCCUUCAGCGCAUAUCUGGUUAACCUUAUCCUGAUGACCUUUAUUUACAUUUCCACUGAGGGCCUCAUUAACAUCCUCAACACGUUAUACAACUGA
Messenger RNA from Paramacrobiotus metropolitanus, 972 nucleotides. RefSeq names its product histamine H1 receptor-like. Gene Ontology annotation, molecular function: G protein-coupled peptide receptor activity. The record is from RefSeq and is a predicted model, not a curated record. The transcript has 3 exons. Gene Ontology annotation, biological process: neuropeptide signaling pathway. Gene Ontology annotation, cellular component: membrane. Lineage: Eukaryota; Metazoa; Tardigrada; Eutardigrada; Parachela; Macrobiotidae. Bases 1 to 972 code for a protein of 323 amino acids.